AUGGGUAAGAAACAGCAUCAAAAGGAUAAACUCUAUGUAACCUGCACGGAAUGGAGCACGUUGUACGGUGGAAAACGGGCAGCAGAAAGCAACCGGAGAUUCAAACGAUUGCCAUUUCACUGUUGCAGGAGUAUAUUGCCGUUUGUUCGCAAACAUGGUGUCAACCCGGUGACCGGGAAGAAAAUGAAGGCUGGAGAAUUGAUCAAGCUAGUUUUUCAUCGCAACUCGGAUGGGAAAUUUCACUGCCCGGUCACAUUUAAAGUAUUCAAUGAGAAUACACACAUUGUGGCCAUCAAAGUGACGGGCAAUGUGUAUGCUUACGAGGCAGUAGAGCGGUUAAACAUAAAAUCGAACAACUACUUGGAUCUUCUCACCUCGGAGCCGUUUACGCGGGAUGACAUCAUCACCAUUCAGGAUCCACAAAAUCUGGACAAAUUUAACAUCAGCAUGUUUUAUCAUGUUCAGCACAAGGAAGAGGAACAAAAUGAUUCAAAUGUGGUCGUUAUUCGGCAAUUGAACCAGGAAACAAAAGAAACCUUAGCUGAAUUACCAAAAGAGAUAAAAGUACCGGAUUAUAUGUAUUCAAACAAAUCCGCAAAGGCUGAUUUGGGUAAAAAGCGGGAUGUGUUCAACACGGCUACCUACUCGACCGGUAAAGCUGCUGCAUCCCUCACUUCGACUGUAAUGGAGCCGGUCACCAAAGUGGAGCCAGCUAUUCUGGAGGACGAUGUGGUUCGGUAUAAAUACGUGAAAACUAAAGGCUAUGUCAGCCUAAUCACAUCCCAUGGCAAAUUGAAUUUAGAGUUGCACUGCGAUCUCGUCCCCAAAACAUGCGAAAAUUUCAUUCGUCUUUGUGAAUCAGGUUACUACAAUGAAACAAUAUUUCACCGCCUAAUUCGCUAUUUUAUGGUCAGUUUUUUCAUUCAAGGUGGAGAUCCUAGCGGAACCGGGUUCGGAGGGGAGUCGAUUUGGGGCAAACCGUUCGAGGAUGAAUUCAUGCCACAACUGANCCGGUCCGAAUACGAAUCAGUCCCAAUUGAGGAGAUUCAGAUAAUCACAUGCGAGGUGUUUAUCAAUCCGUUUAAAGAGGUUGAAGAGAUGCUUGCCAAAGAACGAGCCCAAGCUGCAAUUGCUCCAGCAAUAUCUGAUUCAGACACGAUCGUCCGACCUAAACCGGGAAAUCGACGAGAGGAAGAGGCGUUCGCGGCCGAAGACCGAGCACGUAGACACCAGACGACAGGUCUGUUUUGCUUGGCAAAUAAGGUUGAUCGAAAUGCACUUUACGCUGAUCAAGAUUUAGCUGAAUUCUAA
Molecule: messenger RNA, 1311 nt
Organism: Echinostoma caproni
Lineage: Eukaryota; Metazoa; Platyhelminthes; Trematoda; Plagiorchiida; Echinostomatidae
Source: the annotation of a GenBank genome assembly